CGUCAAUUUACAUGCUCAGUUUAUCACGAGAUGUUGUCUGAAACAAAAGCAAUUGUAAUUGGUGGCUUAGGAGGUAUUGGCAGUGCAAUUUGCCACUCACUGCUCCAGCAAAAAGUUCAAAAGCUUGCAAUUUUCGACAUUCAUGAUGCUAUCACUGCGGAAUUUGUUGACAAAGUCACCUACGAAAAAUGUCGAAUUGACCAAAAAGACGACUUAAAAAAUGCAUUUGAAAAAAUCUGGGAAAUUUUCGGAGGAUUCAACUUGGUUAUCAAUUCCGCUGGCAUCGUAAAUGAACAAGAUGUGGAAAAAGUUUUUGCCAUCAAUACGAUUGGCGCCAUAAAUUUCGUGAAUGUAGCUGUCGAGACAAUGCGCAAGGAUAAAAAAUCCAAUGGCGGUGGAACAAUCGUCAAUAUUGCAUCUACCUUGGGAUAUCUUCCGUAUCAAGGAUUUCCGUUCUAUGUCGCGAGCAAACAUGCUCAAAUUGGAUUCAUGAAAAGCAUUGCAGAUCCCGCGUUCAGUGAAUUAACGGGACUUAAGUUCAUCACAAUUUGUCCUGGCUACACGGAUACUCGACUAAUUGGUAGUUCCGGUAUUAAUUCGUUGGCAUUGCGAGCGCAAGGUGAACCUUUUCCGCCACAAAAGACGACAGUUGUUGCCGAUUGCAUUUUGCGUGCUCUUGGCACGACAAAGACCUCGUCGUUUUGGAGGUGUGUCAAUGGAGAAAUAAGCGAAAUUGAGUUGUUAACUGCUAAUGACAUUCAAUGAGGUUUUUGUGAAUAAAAUUAAAAUAUAUUUUACAACCGCUAAUUAACGAUUAUAUUGGCAAGUAUUACGUAAAGCAGAGCUGCGGUUAUUACCAUUGCCGACGUGGGUCUCUCAAAUUACAUUUUGCAUUAAAAUUUUUGCUACUCAGACAAAUAAAAUAAACGAUCGGCGUUCUAUAAAUGGCUUUGAAAGUCAAGAACAAAAAAAGAGACAUUUUAAUCCAAUAAUGAAUGUUAUUUUGAAUUUAUAUGGGCAAGCACGAGAGCGCGAUUGAAUGAAUGACGCAAAAUGAAUCGGGAAGACGUGCACCUGUGAAUGUCGUAGAGUAAAUA
Molecule: messenger RNA, 1097 nt
Organism: Culicoides brevitarsis
Lineage: Eukaryota; Metazoa; Arthropoda; Insecta; Diptera; Ceratopogonidae
Product: alcohol dehydrogenase 1-like
Exons: 2
Coding region: 31-765 (244 amino acids)
Cellular component (GO): cytoplasm
Molecular function (GO): oxidoreductase activity, acting on the CH-OH group of donors, NAD or NADP as acceptor
Source: RefSeq, a predicted model, not a curated record